ACGGUUGCUUCUCCCGGCGGGCGCGCGCGGCGGCAUCUCUCCCGGCGCCGGCGGAGCUCACGUCCGUGCGGCGGCGGCGCUCUAGGCGGCGGGACCAGGGCGAUGGGGGACCGCGCCGCGGGUGGCGGCGGCGGGAGCGGCGUGCGACGGGUGGGGGAGUACGUGCUGUUGAGGCAGAUCGGGUCGGGGGCGUACGCGCGGGUCUGGCUCGGGCGGCACUGCACGCGGGGCACUGAGGUGGCCUUGAAGGAGAUCGCCGUAGAGCGGCUUAGCAGCAAGCUCCGCGAGAGCCUCCUGUCCGAGGUCGACAUCCUCCGUCGCAUUCGUCAUCCAAAUGUCAUCGCCCUCCAUGAGUCCAUCAGGGAUGGUGGGAGGAUAUAUCUUGUAUUAGAAUACUGUCGAGGUGGUGACUUGCAUUCAUAUCUUCAGCGGCAUAAAAGGGUUUCUGAAUCGGUUGCUAAGUAUUUCAUCCAGCAGCUAGCAUCUGGUCUGCAGAUGCUUCGUGAAAACAACGUGGUACAUCGAGAUCUAAAACCACAGAACAUCCUUCUCGUUGCAAAUAAUGAAAAUUCCAUCUUGAAGAUCGCGGAUUUUGGAUUUGCAAAGUUUCUCGAACCUUCUUCUCUAGCGGAAACACUUUGUGGUUCACCGCUUUACAUGGCUCCAGAAGUCAUGCAAGCUCAGAAAUAUGAUGCAAAGGCAGAUCUGUGGAGUGUUGGUAUCAUUUUGUAUCAACUUGUUACUGGAUCCCCUCCUUUUACUGGGGAUAGUCAAAUCCAGUUGCUGCAAAAUAUACUCCACACACGUGAAAUACGAUUUCCAUCUGAUUGCAACUUGAGUCACGGCUGCAUUGACUUAUGCAGAAAGUUACUCCGGAUCAAUUCAGUGGAACGUCUUACGGUUGAAGAGUUUGUAAACCAUUCAUUUCUUGCUGAACAUGCUCUGGAGAGAACCUUGAGCCGGACACCAUCGGACAUAAGAGAUGGCUUACCAUUCAAUAAUAGCAGCCCUACGAGACCUUCGAGCCAAAGCUCUCAGGACGAUUGUAUGCCUUUUCCUCUAGAUGAUGAGCCAACUAGCCAGGAUGAAAGUCCUGUUCCUGAGAACAAGAGUGCAAUAAAGUCCUAUGGGUUUGCCAUAAGUAAAAGGCUUGACAAAACUUCAGGUCAGAGUCUGUCUAAACAGGCAAGUCUGAUCUCCAAAUAUAUUAAGGGAAGUAAUUGUUCUCCUAGUAUUCAACACCUGGACCAUCCUAGGAGAAUCAAGGAAAACAAGGUUGAUGGAGGACACAAUCCUAAAGGUUAUCCAGAAGAUUCCCCUAUCAUUGAUUCAUUAGAGUUUGUAGAUCAGGAAUAUGUCUUUGUGUCUGGACCACGCCCAGAGGGAUCCUCCUCAAUGAAUGACUCCCAACAGCGAAACAUGCCAUCAAAAUAUGACUAUUCAUCUCAUUCACCACCAAAGUCUCAGACUGCUGUGAGUGCACCAAGGCCAAUAAAUGGCAUGGCAAACAGACAACAAUCUGGUGGAACAGGUAGCUUGGACAGUCACUGCUCUCCAGUAUCUGGCACUUCACAAGGAUCUGCAGACCUCAAUGAUGCUAUGGAUCAACCACCAUCUGAUUGUCUUACCAGGGUUAGAUUAUUGGAGCAGUAUGCAUCUACCACAGCAGAAUUGGUGAAAGAAAAGAUUAAAGAUGGCAAGCACUUAGAGGCAUUUUCAAUUCAGCUAGUUGUUCUUGCUACCUGGAAGCAAGCAAUUUACAUAUGCAAUACCUAUGCAUCUUUGGCUACAAGAGAGAGUCCUUCACACGAUAUUACUGCUAAGGGGUUCAGUUCAGAUGCUACCCAUUUGUUUGCAAACUCUCAACUGGUAAAUGAUACAUACAUGGAGAUAGAGAGGCAGUUUUUGGUUCAAAUGGAAUAUGCUGAAGAACUUGCCAGCACCAUAGGACAAACAAUUGAUGCUACAGAAAUGCCAGAUGCGAUAGAAAUCAUAUUUCAGACUGCGCUACAACUAGGAAGGGAUGGUGGCGUUGCUGAGAUGAUGGGGAAAUCAACAUCUGCAAUGGUGCUGUACUCGAAGGCGGUAUCCAUGCUGCGCUUUCUCCUGAUUGAGGCGCCGUCACUCGCUCUGAACCCGCCUCUGUCUCUGACAAGAGAUGAUCGACGCCGCCUGCGGACAUACAUUGAAGCCGUCAACGCUAGGCUCGUCCCGUUGCAGUACCAGCGGCACUGACUGCUGCUUUCCUUCACCUGUACAAUAUUCUUUCAUCUGUACAUAUCAUAUUCGUUGGCCCAAACUAGGGCGUGUAAGAUAUGCCAUGUCUGAGAACGUGCUCCGGUUAGGGAGAAGCAGCGAAAAUCCAGUGUAACUUGCCCAAACCGCUAUUGUGUAACGUGAGCUCCGUGCGCUGCUACGCAUGGUAGUUUCAUUGUCGAGCGGCUCAAGUUGGCAGCUGAAGACCGACAAUGGCCGUUCGGUGGAAAUGUAAAGCAGACUGCUACCUUGAUGGUUUUUUCCAUUAAAAUUUGGGCUUUUACGCAA
Oryza brachyantha (malo sina) is the source of this 2544-nucleotide messenger RNA. RefSeq names its product serine/threonine-protein kinase ATG1c-like. Gene Ontology annotation, molecular function: ATP binding; protein serine/threonine kinase activity. The transcript is spliced from 13 exons. Gene Ontology annotation, cellular component: cytoplasm. The coding region runs from base 103 to 2235 and encodes 710 amino acids. Gene Ontology annotation, biological process: peptidyl-serine phosphorylation; autophagy. The record is from RefSeq and is a predicted model, not a curated record. Lineage: Eukaryota; Viridiplantae; Streptophyta; Magnoliopsida; Poales; Poaceae.